Anopheles arabiensis is the source of this 3377-nucleotide messenger RNA. RefSeq lists its product as uncharacterized. Gene Ontology annotation, cellular component: nuclear membrane. NCBI's taxonomy places the organism in Eukaryota, Metazoa, Arthropoda, Insecta, Diptera, Culicidae. The transcript has 3 exons. The coding region runs from base 289 to 3195 and encodes 968 amino acids. Gene Ontology annotation, biological process: nuclear migration along microtubule. Gene Ontology annotation, molecular function: lamin binding; actin filament binding. The record is from RefSeq and is a predicted model, not a curated record.
UCAACAAUUUUGACACUUUGCUUGUGCUUGGGAUUUGCGGUCGAAUUUGCUCCAAAACGUGCGUGAAAAAGGUCCCCGUAAACCCAGCUUUGAAUAAAUAAAAACACAUUGCAUAUAAACUGUUACCAGACACAGGCAAACGGAGAAUGGAUACAAGCGAUUGAAACGACUAUCGAAACAGUGUUCCGCACGAGUGGUACCGUGUGUGUGUGUCUCGUGCUCUAAACCCGUGGACCCCGGAAAAGCCGAACAGGGAAAGGGAAGGGGUCCUGCCCUGCCGCAAAGAAAAUGGGCGCGAACUUUCUAAUCAUGCUGGGCACGAUCGUGGUGCCCUUGGUUGUGAUCUGCUUCGUGUCGAUCGUUACGUUCGUUAAUCUGUACUUAAACGUCAGGAGACGCUUCCCGGCAAAGGUAAACUGUUGGUUCUGCAAUCACGAUACGCACGUGCCGUACGAGCAAUCCAACUCGUUCGUCUGCCCGGCGUGCAAGCAGUACAAUGGGUUUAGCGCUGACGGUGACUACAACCGGGAGAUCCCGGAACAGUACCAGCAGCGGCUGAACAACUACCACUAUCACCAUCCCGCAAACGUCACCGACGAUGAUAAAUGGGAUAGUUCCACCGUCCGGUCAGUUGCCGGCAGUGGACGCCCCCAGCCCACCAGCAACGGACUGUGCUUCGGGUGCAAUCGCAACCAGGAGCUGAAAAUACAUCAACUCGCAUCGUUCGUGCCGGAAAAUGAGGAUAACUAUGAUGCUGAGGUGGAAGAAUAUCGCAAACAGCUGGAACAGGCAUACAAACUGUGCGGCAGAUGCGAACGCGUGUUGAAGCGUACGCUGAACGAUGUGAAGCGCAACAUACUCGGCUCGAAGCUGGCCCAGAUCGGUAGCAAAAGUUUGACCGCGCUCGACAUGCACAUUCGGGCGUCGGGGAAGCAGCUGGCCCACCAGAAGCGGCAACGCUGGGCGAAGGUGUGCGUCUGGGCCAUCACGGGACUGCUGGCGGUGAAGCUGCAGCACCACUUUGCCGACUCGGGCUGGACCGUUGCCGAGCUGAUGCUGCACUGUCCGGCUGCAAUACUUUCCGCCUUUAACAUGGCCCUAUCGUACGGUAUGGCAAUACGCGAGCUGUUCUGGAACCUGGCUGACCGAGUGCUAGCCGAGCCGAGCGUGCAGCAAACGACGGAGCGUUUCGAAACGAUUGGGUAUGAAAUAUUUCUCCAGUACGUGCCCAAAUCGGUGGUACAAACGUCCGCCCACUACCUGGAAUCGCUAUCGACACAGGUGCCACAGGAGCGCAGCUCUCCUGCACUGCUGAACGCUGCGAUAGUAGCGCUGGCCGCACUGCUAGCCUCGCUGGGCAGUCAGCGAACGAUCGUCAAACAGCUGCUGAUCGUAGUGCUCUGUGCCGUCGAUUGUGCAGUAGUGUUUGCGGAGGCGAAAAAUGCACCGACAAUAGCCUUUCUGCUAACUUCUGGAGCCCUCUUAGUAUCGCUCAGCUGCCUAGGACAGCGUUUAAUACGCAGCGAUGUGCCGGCCGGCAAUCUCAAUUCUAGCUUCCACAAAAUCUACUCCCAGCAGUGCAAGGAAAGCGACUACUCCGACGCAGAAACAAGCGCCGCCGGUGAGCGGGACACCUCAUUCACCGGACCGGGUCAAGGUCAUGGCUCGUUCGGUAGCAAAAGCCCCCCUUUGCUUCACCGCACCAUAGCGGGCGGUGGUGAUAUGAGCGGCAAAUCGCUCGAUACAACAAAAUCCGGUAGCCCUUCGGGUAUGUCGUUCUCGACCACCAAUCCGUUCCUGAUGGCGGACGGAUCGCCUCCGCUAGGCUGUGGCAGCAAAAUUAGUGGCUCUCUGUUCAACGUUGCUGCCUGCACGGACCAUCGCAGCAGCAGCAUUGGACCAGCCGAUAAGGAGUCGGUGUUUAGCGGCAGAACCAUCGUCCCGUCGUCUAACCAUCACCCCUCAUCAGCCCAUUCGCUGCUGAAAACACCAUCCUUUUCGGUGGACAACUUUCAAACGGUAUCACACGGCUUAACGCACCGGCGAAAUCACUCCCGCUUCUCGGGACCGGCCAACAACCAGUUCCACUACUCGAUGAGCACAAUUAACCAGCAGGAAGAGGAGGACCACCCCAGUCAACUCAUCCCGGACGAUAUCGAUCGGCUAUCGAUCAGCGGGCGUGUGUCGUUAAAUUCGGCAUCAGUGCUGGGCAGCCGUGUAUCGCUCAGUGGCACCACUAACCCUUUUGCGAAGAAGUCACUGCACGAGCCGGAAUACGAUGAGCGCGUGAUGCUGCCAUCAGCUGGAUCGCUGCAUCAUCGGGCACGCGUGUUCCGUGCGCCCGAACCAUUUAAAGGCUACGCCAAAGACACACUAUGGACGGGUGGUAACGGCGGGGGUGGUAUCGGUGGCCCCUUCGGUGGUCAGCUGACCCAUAUGUCGCGCACCUCAUCCCAGAGCUCUGGGUUCGAAUCGCAGGCCGGCACUACGCGCCGUAACACUCCGACCGAGGUGGACAGUGCGGCGAACGUCGAAAUGCCAUCCGAUGAGCUGCUGUCGCAGCAUAUCGCUUCCCAGCCCCGCAGCGAACAACCCUCACCAGUCCCAUCGUCGGCGUCCGUCUUCGAGUGGAACAACAUCACCGGAGGAGCGUCCAUAUUUGGCAGCAAGGCGACAUCAUCCUCCCAGCACCAGCGCUCACUGUUUAGCGAGCAAAACCUCUUCAACAGUGCGCUGCAACAACCGACCGCAGCAAUCGACGGUAGAAUGGGGCCCGCGCAAGGAGGUGCUGCUGCUGCUGCUGGUGGUUUCACGACGAUGGAAGGAUCGGGACUCUUUUUCCCCAAACUUGCCCGCACCUCCACCAUCGGCAAUGGGUCUAUAGCGACCGGCUCCGCCAUUACGGCGCACAUGGCCGCUCGACACAUUUUCCCGCCCCAACAGUCCAAAACGCCAUCCUACCAUCAUCAGUUUAGCCAUAACACUACUACUACUACUGCUGCUGCAGGGGUGUGCACACCCUUCGCUAAUACUGCCAGCUUCGCGAGCAAAGCGCUACCCUCCUCACCGGCCUCGCUUGCCGGCAGCAGCCACUAUACCUCAACCAAGUCAACUGCCACCGGCAGAGCAAGCCUGCUGAACAUUAGCAAAUUUACGCAUGAACUCAGCCACAACGGAACCCUGCCCACUGCCUAAGAGAGGAGAAGAAAAGGAAAGACAAGUUUAGGUUAAGUAGAUAGGUAAAAAUAUCAGUGCUGCCAGCAGAGAGAAAUUCUUCUGCGCACCGAGGUGUGAUUGUAAAGUUAUACGUGUUUCGCUUUUUUUUGGUAUUGCAAUUUUUUUUACAUUGAAAUAAAAAUAACUGCUGUGAACAUAAA